AUGAGCAGCAAGAUCAUCGUAGCGAACCAUGUCUCCUCCCUGUUCCCCCCUUCGCAAGCCGCGUUCGUUCAGGUCGAGACUGCGCUUCGCAACCUGCCACUACCUGACGAACCAACCGACUCGGACCCUCCAAGCGAACACGCGUCCUACUCAAGUGUUUUCUACAACGCCAUCACCGGAACGCUCAUAUCACGCGUCCUGAGCAAGGGCAGAAUCCUCGAACUCAUCACCCUUGCCGCCGACAGUCGCCCCCUGCGGUUCUCCUUUCCUGCACCCAUUUUGCCUGCACCCGGGAUAUUUCUUUGGGAACAAUGUGAACUUCAUAUCCUUGUGGUCACUACCGCCGGUUCUCUCUACCGCCUGGUGAUACCUGUUGGAGAUGAUGGUCAGCUUAGUUUAGAGCAACGCGCGAAGAAUUGGUGCAGGGAAUACCUCAUCCGCUAUGCUUCAAGCUUCGACGGCUUGGAGGGUCUCGUGCAUGCUCAAGGGCCGCAUUCUAUCGCAAUAGGUCUUCAAAACGGGUCAUUACUUAGGCUGGAGACGGACGUACUUGGCGACGAGAUGAACACGGAUCAAUGGACUGAGACCAUACUUCAGCACAACUCUUUCCUGAACCAGAUCGCCUCGUUCCUUCACUCAAGCGCUCCCGGCACUUCGCAGGUCAUUGCCCUUGCGUCGUACCCGCAACCGACUGACAUCGGGCAUGUAUGGUCCUUUUCGCGGGACCGCACGUUACGACUUUGGUCUGCGAAGCUCGGCUGCGUCUCAGCGAUCACAUUGCCCAUAGCUGCCAGCAGAGCGAUCACACCAGCAUUCUCCACAAGCGCAUCCUCCACCCCUCCACCACGCCCCCAGAUCUUGCUCGAUGCCGCUCCCCAGAAUCUCCUCCGUGUGUGCUCGCUUCAUGACGAGCCGCGCAUCCUCGUGUUUGUCCCAACGCCAUCAUCAUCGGCCUCAGCCGGAACAUUCCACUUGCUCAGCUUCGCUCAUGACGUACUGAGUCUAACUCGAAUCAUCGAAUGUUCUGAGGAGAGCGCGCACUGUCGCCUACAAGACUUCUUGGUGAUAUCGGAUACGUUAUACGUGCUUUGGGAUAAACAGGGUCAAUCGUUUGUCGAGACUUCCGCCUUGCAGAUUGGAGCAUCCUGGCACAGCGCCGCGUACCCGAAAGAGGCGGAGCUUACACCUUCACACUUGGACGAGCUCCUUCUAUCACCCGGAUCACUCGCAGAGAAGUUCUUCAAGGCGGUCAUGCGCCCAGGAAUGUUCUCCACUGUCACGCUGCGCACGGCGAUCGACCAGUACACGGCUGCGUGUUGUUCGAUUCCAUUCCCUCUUCCCCUACAGCUCACUACCACGUAUACGAGUCUCGGAGAUAAGAUCGCGGCCGUAGUCGGCUGUACCGUUAAGCUCACUCGCGAUCCGCAGACUGGAUUGGUCCAGUAUGAUAACUAUUGGAGCGCUCUGAAGAGAGACUGGGAAGGCUUCAUAGCUCGCUGCCGCGAGAUCGAGCGGAGCGCGCGCUGGCCCUUAGCCCUUGGCAUCUCGGAUCCUACCGGACAAGGACAUGUGGUGGUAAUUGAAAGAGAGCGUCUGGGUGCAAUAUUGGUGGAGGACCAACCUCUAUGGCUCCAUCGCAAUAUGAGCUUAUCCAUGCCAGUUGGUACCAAUCCCGAGCACAACUUGUUCGAGAUCCUGUGGAUCCUUCGCACGAAGCUCAGCCGCCCAACUCUACUCCAGAUCGAGUCAAAGGUGGUCGAUUUUCUUCGGCAAGAAAUCGCGUUCCCCUUCAGCGAUAUUAUCCGGGAUCUGGCCUUGCGCGUCGGGUUCAGGGACGAUCUCGACGAGGGCUUGGAGACCUGGAUUGGCGGACGAUUGCAAAGCAUCGGUGACAUGCAGAAGAUCCAGGAUGCAGUAAAGGCCGCCCUCGAUUACAUCGCACUCUUUGGCUUGGCCAUAAAGAGGGAGGAAGAAGAGGUUGAGUUGAUCCUUCCGACGACCAAUUCGGAGUGGACGAGAGCUCUCACUUCGCAAUAUGCCGCGGCCACCGUUCAAGCACGUUAUGAUCUCGGCUUCUCGCUCGUCCUGUUACUCUUCCUACUUGCCGAUGAACUCGAAGAAUGGGAUCCCGCUCUUCUCGCGGAGGUCUUCGGCGUGUUUCGGGGAAUAUCGAUGCUUCUCCAUAUCGCGAAGCAGCCUUCAGGAGAUGGCAUGGGCGAUAGCUCCAGGGGCGGGGCGUCCGCAGCAGACGAUGUUGUUUCUGGCAUUUCUCAUCUAGGGCUAUCUCAGCGUGAUUCAUUCCGGCCAAAACCGAUCUAUUCCCUGAUGCAUCGAUUGCUCACGCAAUCUAGCGACACUGUCGAUCCUCCAAGUGCCGCGCAUAAUUUCCUCGAGGCGAUUGGGUUACUGGACGCGGGCUCCCCUGCUCACGCAACUAGAAAUGAUGUCUUCUUCUGCGAGCGGCUGCGAUUGGUUGGACACCAUUACGUGGCGCGUGAGUUAUUGAGCUGGCUCCCGAGAACACCUGGCGCUACCUACGUUUUGUCUCGAUUGUGUCUUGACACCGGCAGGAUUGAUGAUGCUGCAUCGCUAUUCCAUAGCCUGGCAGGUGUCUUUGGUGAGUCAUCUAACAUACUCUCAGCAGAGGACUCCCAAGCAUUGGCAGGAGUUCUUCCGGGGGCAAAGUUAUUCGACUCCGAUUUCUCGUUCUACCUGCACACUGCUUCCCUCUUCAAGAGUUCGUCUGAUGUCGAACAUGAGGUACAGUUCUAUCAGCUUGCAAUCUCUGUUGCACCACCGGAACAGGACACAUCCCCGCUGUGGUACGCCGUGAUACAUGGUCUGAUUGGCCUUGCACUGUAUGAAGACGCCUACGCGUCUCUAAUAUCCACGCCUUUCGAGAAGUUGAAGCGCGAGUGCGUCCCGCCACUGGUGUAUAAGAUGUGCGAAGAUAACGCCGUUGACACGCUUAUGACCUUCAAUUUCGCCGGCAUCGCUGACGAAGUGGAGAACGCGCUGGCAUUCAAAGCUCGCAAUGCCGAUCCACGUCUUCGGCCGUUUUACUCGAGAAUACUGUUCGCAUGGUACACCUUGAGAGGCGAUCAUCGCAACGCGGCUCUUGCCAUGUUCCAACGGGCUAGGAAGCUAUCCGACGCUUUGGCGACGGAUAGCGACUUCAUGACCCUGUCGGAGCUACAGCUGGAGGCUUAUGGGGUUGCGAUGAAUUCUCUGUCCCUCCUUGAUGAGAAGGACGCCUGGAUCACGCUCUCUGUCCCAUCGAAGAUUGGUUCUGAGCGCCGAAGGUUGUCAAAAUAUUUCCCCGAAAGUUCGUACUCUCCUGGAACAAGGAAUGUCGAGCUGGUGACGAAAACGGAUAUCGAGUACGAAUAUGCCUUGGUAUCGGCGCGCCUCGAACUUGUUCGUCGUGAGCCUUCAACUAUUUACGAUGGUCCGUCUGUCCUCAUCCGCCUGCUGCCGCCUGAAGCCAUCGUCAUGCGGUUAUCGCAAGCCAAUCGGUUCGAGACCGCCAUCUCCGUCGCUCGUAGCUUGAAGGUGGACAUGUCAGACAUUUUUUCGCGAUUGGCUGGACAAUGUUUGCGGUUGGGCACGAAUCCUAUCUCCGUAACCCAAGAAGACACGUCCGAUUGGCUGCUGACGGACAAAGUAUCUUCUUGGGCGGGUACACCUGUGGAUCGCGGUUGGCGAUUCCUGCGAUUGACCUUGGAGCGCAAUGACGGGCCAGACACGGAUUUUGCCUAUACCAAGGCAGUCCUGGAGACUAUACUCGCAUUUGCCAGAACGACGCCGCUACCGUCCUGGCUGGCAAACGUUCUUCUGGAGCACGAUUCGGAACAUCUGAUUCGCACCUGCCUACGUCACAAGAACUUUGAAUGCGCGUUGGAAUACAGCAUGGCCGUAGUGAAACGAGCCGACGCUCAAUUGAACCGACAACCCCCGAAAACAGCCAUGACCACUUGGGUUCCCUACAACCUCAUCGACCAAGUGCUGGCGGCGAUCGAGAGCGAAGGAAGUGUGUCUACUCGCGCACGAACGUUGCAGCAAUCGCUGAAAAAGGAAAUCUCUUCUCGCUUGCCCCGGUUGCACAAGCUCAGCCAGUUUCCGACACGGCAGUCGACCUAG
Punctularia strigosozonata HHB-11173 SS5 is the source of this 4140-nucleotide messenger RNA. RefSeq lists its product as uncharacterized. Bases 1 to 4140 code for a protein of 1379 amino acids. Gene Ontology annotation, cellular component: nuclear pore. The transcript is spliced from 10 exons. Gene Ontology annotation, molecular function: structural constituent of nuclear pore. NCBI's taxonomy places the organism in Eukaryota, Fungi, Basidiomycota, Agaricomycetes, Corticiales, Punctulariaceae. The record is from RefSeq and is a predicted model, not a curated record.